CAGCUGCUUUGACCCAAAAACGUUUUCAUGGCAUAGACAGCCACGGGUGCCGAUGUGGCCGGUAUGGCUGUUGGUGACCCCGGCUAUGGCGACUGGUUGGGACUAUGGCUGGCAGCCUAUGGAACCCGCAGAGAGUAGCUCUUCGGAGCUUCAGAAAAAACUGGAUCAGGCGCGCCAUGAUCUCAGCUCCUGUCGCGCGGAGUGUGACUGCGGCGAUUGUCGCGUGCCGCAGCUGUCGGAACACAGGCAGUGGAAGUGGAUCCAGGACGUCGCAACCCUGGUGGCGCGGCACAAAAAUGUGCUGUUGACGGCGGCCGCGGUGACUGCGGUGGCCAUUGCGUUGGCGGCGAUGCUGAGGCUCCUUUCCAGGAAGACACGCAGAGGAGGUCUCCAGCAUUUGCGCCUGCCUUUGACGGAGGCUGGCGGAAAUCGGCGUUGGUGGCGCCUCCCGGGCGUGCCGGGCUGGUGCCGGCUACCAAGGCUCCAACUGCGAUGGAGGCUGCCACGCUGCCCGCAGCUGACGGCUCUGAUGGUCGCCCUUUGGUCGCUGCCAGCGCAGCUGUGGGGCAAGCUGAAGGGUCUUGGGAGGCUCUGUUUUUGCUGUCCUGAGUUGGAUGCCAGUGGGCGUGUCCCAUGGCGCCAACGGGCUCAGAAUGCACGGCAGUCGCUGCAACAGGCG
This is a messenger RNA of Cladocopium goreaui, 679 nucleotides long. Lineage: Eukaryota; Dinophyceae; Suessiales; Symbiodiniaceae. The record is from the annotation of a GenBank genome assembly.